GUUUAUUUUUUUCGUUCUCACCGUGCGUUUCUCUCGUUCGCGGACUACGACGACGAAACAAGUGGGUGUCCGACCGUAAUGUGAUUACGGUGACUUGUGUGUCGUGUUCGCUUGUGCACCCGUCCGUGUUUACGUGUGAUUUUCGAUAAGACUUGCCCGAGCCAUUCGACGGACGAAUCAUUUUAACAAUCGCGGAACUUGAAGCCGCAAACGCGCUACGAUAUACAUUCCACAGUUACAUUGCCGCGCGCGUGCGCGUUUGUUUGCGCCAAACUCUGUAGCAGUUCUGUAGCCGUUUGGUUGAAGACUUCCGGAGAAAAUACCGCGUUUAAACGGAAAAACAUAAAGAUAGAGGUAUAAUGGAAGGUAUUCAAAAUACUAUUAGCCAUGGUAAACCAAUACCUAUUGUCUUGGCAGAAGAGAGCCAUCAGUUUAUUUUGGAUGAAGAAGCCCUUGAAGAAAUACUCCUUAAGGAUGAAAUUAAAGACAGAAAUGUUGUUGUUGUUUCUGUUGCUGGGGCCUUCCGCAAAGGCAAAUCAUUUUUACUAGAUUUCUUCCUCAGAUACAUGAAGGCAACUUAUCAUUUAAAUCUAAUCAAAGAAGACACUCUUUGGAUCGGUUCAGAUGAUAAACCAUUAGAUGGAUUUUCAUGGCGUGGUGGAUCUGAAAGAGAUACUACAGGUAUAUUGAUGUGGUCAGAAGUAUUUAAAGCCACUUUAGAAAAUGGAGAAAAAGUAGCUAUUAUACUCUUAGAUACUCAAGGUACAUUUGAUAGUGAGAGUACAGUCAAAGAUUGUGCUACAGUUUUUGCAUUAAGUACUAUGCUUAGCUCAAUACAAAUUUACAACCUAUCACAAAAUAUACAAGAAGAUGAUUUGCAACAUUUACAGCUAUUUACUGAAUAUGGACGUCUAGCGCUUGAAGACACUGGUAAAAAACCAUUUCAGAAAUUACAGUUCUUGGUUAGAGAUUGGAGUUUUCCUUAUGAAGCUGAUUAUGGUGCAGAAGGUGGCCAACAGAUAUUGGACAGAAGACUGCAAAUAUCUGACAAACAGCACCCAGAACUUCAGUCUCUAAGAAAACACAUAAAAUCAUGUUUUUCUGAGAUCAGUUGCUAUUUAAUGCCUCAUCCUGGCUUGAAGGUUGCUACUAAUCCAAAAUUUGAUGGCAGGCUUUCAGAUAUUGAAACCGAGUUUAAGCAGAAUCUCUUAACAUUGAUACCAAUGUUAUUAAGACCCAAUAAUUUAAUAUUGAAAGAGAUUAGUGGACAAAAAGUAAAAGCUAAAGAGUUAGUCCAGUACUUCAAAUCAUAUAUUAAUUUAUUUACGGGAGAUGAAUUACCUGAACCAAAGUCUAUGCUUGUUGCAACUGCAGAAGCAAAUAACUUGUCAGCUGUAGCAUCAGCUAGAGAAGUGUACCAUCAAAUGAUGGAAGCUGCUUGUGGUGGUAACAAACCAUACAUGAACACCAAUUCUUUAGAUGAGGAGCAUUUGUUAAGCAAAGAUAAGGCAAUGGAACAAUUUAUUAUUAAAAGAAAAAUGGGCGGUGAUGAAUUUUCAGAAUCCUAUAAACUAAAAUUAGAAGCUGAUAUCGAUGAAGAAUACUUACAAUUUAAAGCACAUAAUGAAAGCAAAAAUAUAUUUAAAUCUGCUCGUACACCAGCUGUAUUCUUUGCUAUUGCAGUUGCAUGUUAUUUCAUAUCUGGAACACUAAACUUCUUUGGUGUAAAUUCCGUAGCCAGUGGUAUUAAUUUAAUUAUGGGCAUUACUCUUCUCAUUCUCGUUCUAUGGGCUUAUAUAAGGUAUAGCGGAGAACACAGAGAAAUAAGUGAAACUAUUGAUGAAGCAGCUAAUAUUUUGUGGGACAAUUUCAUGAAACCAUGCUAUGAAAUUUUCCUUCAAAAAGGCAUAGAGCAAGCCACUAAUAAAGCAAUAAAUAUGGCUGUAAAUAACUCAACUUCAACCAUGUCUAAUGUACAAUCACCAUUUGGCAAGAGGCCUAUGCAAAGAAUGAAUUCUCAUGUUGAGAUGAACGGCAGGUUUAAAAAGUCAUGA
Molecule: messenger RNA, 2054 nt
Organism: Sipha flava (yellow sugarcane aphid)
Lineage: Eukaryota; Metazoa; Arthropoda; Insecta; Hemiptera; Aphididae
Gene: atl
Product: atlastin
Exons: 9
Coding region: 360-2054 (564 amino acids)
Biological process (GO): protein homooligomerization; endoplasmic reticulum organization
Molecular function (GO): GTPase activity; GTP binding
Source: RefSeq, a predicted model, not a curated record